Messenger RNA from Lolium rigidum, 1918 nucleotides. Its product is annotated as putative pentatricopeptide repeat-containing protein At1g10330. Gene Ontology annotation, molecular function: protein binding; RNA binding. The record is from RefSeq and is a predicted model, not a curated record. The transcript has a single exon. Bases 81 to 1514 code for a protein of 477 amino acids. NCBI's taxonomy places the organism in Eukaryota, Viridiplantae, Streptophyta, Magnoliopsida, Poales, Poaceae. Gene Ontology annotation, biological process: RNA modification.
CCCCCAAGCCAAUCGUCCUACGCCGGCGAACACCGGACUGUCUUCGCCGUCCUACGCCGCCGGCGGGCUGCCCGUAGCAUAUGUGGAGAGGCUCCCCAUACUCCUACGCCCACCUCGAGCGCCUCCUCCAGAAUCACUUCUCCGCCCCUCGCCGCCUCUUCCAGCUCCACGCCCUCCUCCUCACCUCCGGCGCGCUGUCCGCCUCCCACGCCGCCGCCACCACCGCCGCGUUCCCCUACAACUGCCUAAUCCACGCCCACCUCCGCCUCCCCUCAACGUCCUCUACCCCGCUAUGCGCGCCGCUCCGCCUCUUCUCGGCCAUGCUCGCAGCCGGCGCGCGCCCCAACGGCCACACGUUCCCAUCCCUCCUCAGGUCCGCCGCCGCCUCCGGCCCAGCCACCACGGCUCUGCACGCGCAGUGCCUCCGCCGCGGCCUCACGGCCGAUCGCUUCGUCGCCUGCUCGCUCGUCAGCUCCUACGGCCGUCUGCCGCAUCACGCACGCAAAGUGUUUGAAGAAAUGGGGACCCCGGAUCUGGCAUCCGCUAACGCCAUGCUCGACGUCCUCUGUACCGCCGGGGACCUGCCCUCGGCUCGACAAUUCUUCGAGCGGAUGGCGGAGAGGGACGUGGUCUCGUGGACGACGCUCGUCUCCGGGUUAUCGAGGAACGGGCGCCACUGGGACGCGGUCGAGGCCUUCAGAGGACUGCUAUCAGACAACAGCAACAGGGCCCGUCUCGCUCUCGGGGAGGCCACGCUGGUCAGCGUGCUCUCGGCCUGCGCUAGCCUGGACACCGCCGAGGGGCUCGUGGCCGGGAUGUCUAUCCACGCCUACGUUGUUCGGCACGGGGUUCACCUCACGGCGUUCCUGGGCACGGCGUUGAUUGACAUGUACGGCAAGUACGGGAAGCUUGGCUGCUGCAAGAUGGCUUUCCAGCUCGUGCGCGACAAGGAGGUCUGCACGUGGAACGCGCUGCUAUCCGCGUUGGCUAAUCACGGGAAAGAGGCUGAAGCGCUGGCUAGUUUUAACAUGAUGAUACUCGGAGGGUUCUCGCCGAAUCAGAUCACGUUUCUUGCUCUGCUGACAGGCUGCGCUCGAGCGGGGUUGGUGGAGGUUGGGUUAUACUGGUUCGAGGCGAUGGUGGCUGAGUACCAGGUGGCUGCAACCAUGGCCCAUUAUGGAUGUGUUGUGGAUCUCCUAGGCCGCGCUGGCCGUUUUGUGGAUGCCGUUGAGACUAUUGAGAGGAUGCCCUUCAAGCCCGAUGCUUCUGUGUGGGGCGCGCUUCUUGGUGCUUGCAAGCUCCAUGGAAACGUAGAGCUCGUUGCUGAGAUUGGGCGCAAACUGCUGGAUCUUGGCCCUCAGCAAUCCGAUCGGUAUGUGACUAUAAGGAAUAUUUAUCUAGAAGAUGGGAACUGGCAUGCUGCUACGAGAAUGGGUGAGGUCAUGCAUGAGGCUGGGAUCAAGAAGACGGCAGGGCAAAGUAGUGUUGUCUUCCACAGCACCGCCAUUCCAUGACUACACUUUUCUUGAUGCAAAUAUUACUCUUCUGGUACUACCAGUUGUUUCUGAUGACUCGCCCCUCUGGAGGAAGAAAAUAAUCCAUAAGAGUAACCGUGCUCAAGCUCAUAACAAUUAUUUGACGCAGUGAAGAAUCAGACUUUUUAUUCAGUGAAUCGGAUGCUUUAAAGCUCAAGUUACUCCGCUCCACCAUUGGUAUAAUAACUCUCAACAAUUUUAGGUAAGAUGCGUUCACUGUCCAAAUCUAUUAACCUUCCUUCAAGUAAACCAAUGUUCAAGUACAUUCUGUUAAUAUUGUCUUCGAAUUUUAAAGAGUGGGUUCAACUUUUAUCCUCUAUUUGUAUUAUUUCCAAUAAGUUUUACCUCAUUAAAAAUUUCUUGCCACAUUUUACGGCCUGUUU